CCAGAGUACGAGCCGCCCACGUUUCCCCUCAAUCCAGAAGCUCAGCGCUCCAUUGCCAAUCUGCUCCGAAAGCAUGAUGUUCACAAGCUAGAAGAUGUGAUCGUUCAGGUACAGAGCGAGCUGACGACUACUGGCGCAUCACUCUACGAUAAGCUGUACGAGCAUGAGGAUCAGUUAAAGAGGCGGCAGAGAAAGCAAACCGAAGCCACACAAACAGAGAAGUUUACCGCGUUUGAGCAGCAGGUCAAGGAGAUGCGUGAGAAAGUCGAGGGCAUGGCAGGGCGCAUGGAGAAGGAGAUGCGUGCCCUCGUUGAUUGCAGUGUGAGCGCCAAAGCUAUGCGGGAUGCUGUGGUCGCAGCAGAGGCAGAUGCCAAAGCCAACGCAAGUACGCAGGCGAGCACGCAACACACACAGACACAACGCCCGCGGAGACGUGAGAACAACAACGAAGAGGAAGAGGAAAACGACGGCGGGGAAGAAGACGAGGAGAUUCCGUGGAACCCGACCGAUCCAGCCGGAGCGUCACAGCGAGCACCCAGGGAUGUCUUCGAUACGCAUGUCCGAAACGCUCGGGACAGACACCAAGCCCAAUCGCAAUACGAACGAUACGCAGAGACUGACGCAUACGUGAAAUGGAAAAAGCUCAUACACGAUGCUCAGACCGGAGGCGACGAAGAUAACCCGUUACCAGACCCCAGUGAAUGGUUCGUAGAAGCUGGCGCGCCUCCGCCUGGCACGCAGCGAAAUAACAAUGCGGACGAGCUGGAUGAUGAUAUUUCUCUUAUACGCACAAAGAUCAGCAUCAAGUGUCCCUUGACUCUGCAAGAGUUCAAGGAUCCUCUGUCCUCGACUAAAUGCCGCCACCAUUUCGAGUCCCAUGCUAUACUACAACUUAUUAACGCGUCGACCACGAGGCCUAAGGCCACACAGUGCCCUGUUUCUGGGUGCAAUUGCUUGCUUGAGAAAGGUGAUCUCCAUCGCGAUGAGCUGCUGAUACGCCAAGUUCGGCGCAUUCAGCGAGCCAACCGCCUGCGAGAGGAGCGCGGUGAUGACAGUGACAGUGACAUGGAGAAUGGUGCACAGCGUAGGGGGCACGUCAUUGACGAUGAUGACGAUGAUGGUGUGAACAUUGAUGAAAUGAACGAGGAUAAUACGCAGAGGGCACAGGCACAACAAGUCAAGCCAGAGCCGGAAGCUACGGGCUCUACCCCACAGCGCGAGCCCACACAACCUCCUGGUGGGACUCAAGUUAUAGAUCUGGAUAGUGAUGACGAGGACGAGGACGAGGACGAGGACGAG
Sphaerulina musiva SO2202 is the source of this 1299-nucleotide messenger RNA. RefSeq lists its product as uncharacterized. Gene Ontology annotation, biological process: double-strand break repair via homologous recombination; protein sumoylation. Gene Ontology annotation, cellular component: nucleus; Smc5-Smc6 complex. NCBI's taxonomy places the organism in Eukaryota, Fungi, Ascomycota, Dothideomycetes, Mycosphaerellales, Mycosphaerellaceae. The transcript has a single exon. The record is from RefSeq and is a predicted model, not a curated record. The annotation marks the transcript as partial. Gene Ontology annotation, molecular function: SUMO ligase activity; zinc ion binding.